Messenger RNA from Melampsora larici-populina 98AG31, 1296 nucleotides. RefSeq lists its product as uncharacterized. NCBI's taxonomy places the organism in Eukaryota, Fungi, Basidiomycota, Pucciniomycetes, Pucciniales, Melampsoraceae. The record is from RefSeq and is a predicted model, not a curated record. The coding region runs from base 1 to 1296 and encodes 431 amino acids. The transcript has 6 exons.
AUGGAAGAGAACCCCAAAACAACCCUUGGGGAUGGAAUGUCUGAUUCCAUCCCCCUUUUCACUCUUUCUCGAAGUGUCUGGGAGGACGUACCUGCCUCAAGCUCUGGUGAUCAAUAUCCCUCUUCAAGAGACAUCGAAUCACCUUUCCCAUCCGCCUCUGGACGUGAUUUCUCUCUCCGCACCUUCCAAACGAUCACUCUAUUCGGAAUACUUUCCAUCAACGCGACCAUUAUGUCUUUGAUUCAAGAACAAGGUUGGAUGAAUUCACUCUUUGAGGACCCUCCACUUAUUCACGAUGGACCAGAUUCCCCAGCUCGCCAAGCUGGAGGGAAUUUGCUUCCCAAACCCGGUUCUCCAGCACGAGUGAAAUUUGAUAAAACCCAUGAGGUCAAAAUCAAUGUCGAGUUCAAGAUUGCUUUUGAGGACGAGCCGGACGAGCCACAAGUCCGCAUUGGAGGAUCCACAAAGUCUAAACCAAAGAAGACCUUUACAGUUAUCAAUUCUAACAACCUUCCGACCGGAAAAGGCAAAUUUGUACGUGCCUGUCUUAUAGGUAAGAGUCUGAAUGAAUUCAAGGUUUUGUGUGGCAACGUGAUUGGGGAAAUGCGAGAGGGGAUGAACGAGGUCAUUCUGACUGGGGAGAUGGCCAAGGAGUUGAUAUGGAAAGUCAAGGUUGGAAAGACCCCAUUCACCCUCAGUUCGUACACAGAGUGGCAGGAAUUUGUGGACACAAUCAAUAGGUCCAAAACCAAAAUUGGAGACCUUACCAUCAGUACCCCUAGUGAUGCUCAAAAGAAGCGUGAAUUGGCCGCGGUUUCAGCCACUGAUCGACUUUUAAACAAGAAGACUUUAACGCCUUUGGAGAUCAAGAUCAAUGGAACUGCGACUUUGGAUAUGCCUCCUAAUUCUCAAGCUUACCGCGAGAUAAUGAAGAAAUCCAAAUGUCGUGGUGACAAAUCGACUUCCAAAGAUGCGCACACUUCCAAUCUGAAACGCAGGAUUAGUGGUCCCUCUUUGGCCAACAAGAAAUCGAAGGCGAUCCAUUCUGGCAGACCGAGUCUUCCAGAUAAACCAGGUGUUGCACAAUCCACUUCCACUUCCACCUCCAACCAAGCGGGUGCAGGACAAGACGCUCACAUCGAUCCAUCCCUUCAAGAUCCGAAGGUCAUUGAUAUGACCGGCUCAGGUUCUGAAGGAGAUUUCAAAGAGGAUUUUGAAGAAGAGUUUGAAGAAGGUUUGGAAGAUGAUUUUGUAGACAGAACGUUGACCUCAGACGACAUCGAAAUCAUGUCUUGA